UUGUUUUAAACGAAUCAAUUGCUUCUAAAAUGGUAUAAAUACUGCGGAGUGAAAUAACACAGCAUGAGUGUGGAGUUUGCAUAACGUUGUGCCGGCAGUCAUGCAGCUCGUGCUUGCGUUUAUGCUGUGUGCGCUGUCUGUGCUUGCAGCUGCACAGCACGAACCAGCGGCCUCUGACGAGAGACAUGUACAGCUUGGAAAUGAUGACGACCAUUAUCAGAUAUUGCAGAGGACUGUGAGGGACGCCCGCCCUCCUCCUCCCCCUCCUCAACCGGUGCCAGCUCCGAGACCAGAUCCGAGACCAGAUCCGAUGAUGCCUGCAAAUCGGAUCAGGAGCAUUUACAAUCGACCACGAAAACCUAAGCCUAAACCGAGGCAUUAUUAUAGGAGGACAUAUUACGACAGAUCCAGGUAUACUCAGCGCCCUCAGUAUUCUAGACAACAGUACUCAAGAGGGUGGUAUGGGAGACCACAGCAACGGAGGCGACAGCAAUCGCCUUACGUUUUUGGUAGCCCUACAUUUGAUUGGUAGUUUUUGUAACCUCGAAA
Molecule: messenger RNA, 549 nt
Organism: Spodoptera frugiperda (fall armyworm)
Lineage: Eukaryota; Metazoa; Arthropoda; Insecta; Lepidoptera; Noctuidae
Exons: 2
Coding region: 101-532 (143 amino acids)
Source: RefSeq, a predicted model, not a curated record